Molecule: messenger RNA, 330 nt
Organism: Rotaria sp. Silwood1
Lineage: Eukaryota; Metazoa; Rotifera; Eurotatoria; Philodinida; Philodinidae
Source: the annotation of a GenBank genome assembly
AUGAAGUGGAUGAAAGAUGCGAAAGAAGGAAUUGUCGUGGCUGGUGGUCGAAACCAAGGUGAUAAACCAACUCAAUUGUCUCGUCCUCAAGGAAUAUUCGUCGAUCAUUUGAGUACAGUCUAUGUAGCAGAUGGGGGCAAUCAUCGAGUGAUGCGUUGGCAUAAAGGGGCGACACAAGGUGAUAUGAUUGUUGGUGGAAACGGUGCAGGAGCUGGACCAAAUCAACUGAAUUGUCCUGGAGGCUUGUCUUUGGAUCAACAUGAAAAUAUCUAUGUUGUUGAUUACAAUAACCAUCGAGUACAACGGUUCUCAAUCGAAGCAACGAAUUAG